Molecule: messenger RNA, 984 nt
Organism: Anolis sagrei ordinatus
Lineage: Eukaryota; Metazoa; Chordata; Lepidosauria; Squamata; Anolidae
Source: RefSeq, a predicted model, not a curated record
AUGAAUAAUCAAUCUUCUGUUUCUGAAUUUCUGCUCCUUGAAUUCUCAGCAACCUGGGAACUGCAGAUUCUACACUUCAUUCUUUUUCUCAUCUUAUAUCUUACAACUGCAGCAGGGAAUAUUCUCAUAAUUGCUGCUAUAGUUUUGGACCAUCAUCUUCAUAGCCCCUUGUACUUCUUUCUGCUGAACCUUGCCAUUCAGGACCUAGGCUCUGUUUCAGUUAUUCUCCCCAAAUAUAUUAUCAGUUCCAUCAAGAAUGACAGACGUAUUUCUUACUCAGGAUGUGUGGCUCAGGUACUCUUUUUUGUCUUCUUUACAGCAUCUGAUGUUGCCUUACUUACAGUCAUGGCAUAUGAUCGAUACAUUGCUAUUUGCAAUCCAUUGCGAUAUGAAACAAUAAUGAACAGGAAAGCCUGCGCUCAAAUGGCAGUUAGUGCAUGGUUUGCUACUUUUCUUAAUGCUGUAUUACACACUUGUGGAACAUUUGCAACCACUUUUUGCUCUAAUGUUGUCAGUCAAUUUUUCUGUGAAAUACCACAGUUACUUAGACUUGCCUGCACUGACUCUUAUCAAAUUGAAAUGGGAGCUGUUUUGUUUAGUAUAAUAGUUUGGUUUGGCUGUUUUAUCUUUAUUAUUGUAACUUAUGUACAAAUCUUCAUAGCUGUUUCAAAAAUUCCUUCGGCUCUGGGGAGGAAAAAGGCCCUUACUACUUGUAUACCCCAUCUCACUGUUGUCUCCAUGUUUUCAUUGACUGUAUGCCUUGCUUACCUAAGACCCAGUUCCAGCACUUCUUCUUCACUGGAACUCCUGGUUACUGUAAUGUAUUCUGUACUCCCACCCAUGCUGAAUCCUUUGAUCUACAGCCUGAGAAACAAGGAGAUCAAGCUUGCCCUUUCAAGACUUUUGGCAAUGAGACCAUCUUCCAAAAACACUUUAUUUUUAGAACAAUUUAGAACACAAUGUUCUAAAGAGGAGAGUGGUUAA